This is a messenger RNA of Macrobrachium nipponense, 4679 nucleotides long. It is a transcript of the gene GCS1, whose product is annotated as mannosyl-oligosaccharide glucosidase-like. Gene Ontology annotation, biological process: protein N-linked glycosylation; oligosaccharide metabolic process. Gene Ontology annotation, cellular component: endoplasmic reticulum membrane. Bases 213 to 2702 code for a protein of 829 amino acids. Gene Ontology annotation, molecular function: Glc3Man9GlcNAc2 oligosaccharide glucosidase activity. The record is from RefSeq and is a predicted model, not a curated record. The transcript is spliced from 5 exons. Lineage: Eukaryota; Metazoa; Arthropoda; Malacostraca; Decapoda; Palaemonidae.
AAACUCGCAGGUUCAGGGUCCCUUCUGUGGACCCCCUUCCACGUCAAACCAAAACAACGUAAGGACCCGGUACGAGGACCCUCAGCUGAGGGACGCUUUCGGAGGACUGAAUUUUGGGUGUUCGUCGAUGUAUGUUGGCCAGGGGACGCUUGUUAAUGGCUUCUGUUGCGUCUAUUUGGGGCUAACUCGAACGAGAACCGGUUUCGCCAGACAUGACGAGGCAACGUCGAAUCAGAACACCGUCAAGUCAACUGACAUCCAGUGGAGGACACUUCCACCAUGACUUGGCUCUCCUGGACGAGGCGAAUGCUGCACCGCGGUCAGAUCGCUCCACCAGAUCUGACAAGAAGAGAAAAGGAUCGAAUUCGAGCAGAUUGUUCCCGGCAGUUGUUUUUGUCAUUUUUGCCGGGAUUGUAGUUUUAGCUGUCGCCUAUUUUCUUUACUUAGGAUACAUGGAAACAAGAAUCAAUACGCCAAUUUCAUCACCGAAGGUUGUCAAAAGAUCCGGACUAGCAGUCCCUGAGAGAUAUUGGGGUACUUACAGACCUGGUGUUUAUUUUGGCACCCGAACACGUCAUCCAACGUCUUUGGUUACUGGAAUGAUGUGGUUUGUCCCAGGGCAUUUCCAAAACAACAUGCUUGCACUUAGACACUGGUGUGACCAAGGCGAUGACCUUUCCAAGUAUGGAUGGGAAGUUCAUGAUGGCCGCUUCGCAGGUGUGCAGAAGAUUGUGGACAAACAUGUCAUUUUACAAACAAGUUUUGUGAAACGAAUGGGUGGCCAGCAUGGGGGUGAUUGGUCUGCAAGGAUUACUGUUCUUCCUAAGGGUAAGAAAGGUGAAGGUACCCAGGCCUCCUUACUGUACUAUGUUGCACUGGAUCCUGAAGACACAACCGGAGUAUUACAACCUAUGAUGGGACCAAGUCAAUCACUGGGUUCUCUGAGAGGAGUGUCAGACAGUGUAGGAGGCUUUCGACUGCAUGUGGUGAACAGCUCCGGGGAAAUUUUACAUCACCAUUUACUAAGUACAAAACAUAUGGGUCUUCACAUGUUGAAGGAAACUGUCUUCAGAGGUUUAAGAGUAUUUAAUAGUAAUAGUGAAAGCGAUAAGUACAUUGGCUUAGCAGGAGAGGUAUUCUCUCAUGAGGACAUGGACCGUCAGCCAAACUUUGUUGUUUACCAGGUAACCGGACAAGUCCCGUUUGAGAUAGAGAUAGUAUAUGAAAGUGACAGUUUUCUAAAAAGGCCAGGUAUGCUCAUUGGGGAGACAUUAACUGAUGAAUUGAAUGCUUUUGUUGAGAAAUUCCACAAUGAUUUCAGUGAGAAGUUUGCACUAGAGGCAAAAGGCUUUUCUGAAGAGGAAGUGUCCAUCGCGAAAGCUGCAUUGAGCAAUAUGAUUGGAGGAAUAGGAUACUUUUAUGGAUCAUCUAAAGUGUUAGGAGAGUAUAAUACUGAUCCUGUUCCUUACUGGAAAGCUCCUCUUUAUACCAGCGUCCCUUCAAGGAGCUUUUUCCCUAGAGGGUUUUUGUGGGAUGAAGGUUUCCAUAAUCUUCUAAUUUCAAAAUGGGACCGAGAAAUAUCUCAGGAUAUCUUAGCACAUUGGUUCGAUCUCAUGAACUGGGAUGGCUGGAUUCCCAGGGAACAAAUCCUGGGCCUUGAGGCUCGUGCCAGAGUUCCAGAUGAGUUUGUAGUACAAAGGGGUAAAAAUGCCAAUCCUCCUACUCUUCUUCUUACUCUUCAUUCAAUGAUGUCAGGCUUUAAGCGAGAUCUUUCAGACGAUGAUUAUGAAUACUUAAGUCGUUUGUGGCCACGUUUAAGGGCAUGGUACAAUUGGUUCAACUCAACACAGUAUGGUGAUCUUCCGGGAACUUACAGAUGGCGGGGCCGUGAUUCCAGGGCAGACAAAGAAUUAAAUCCUAAGACCCUUACUUCAGGCCUUGAUGAUUAUCCCAGGGCUUCUCAUCCAACAGCAGAUGAGAGACAUCUUGACUUGAGGUGCUGGAUGACAUUAGCAUCAGGUCUAAUGGCAGACAUUGCCAAACUCAUUGAGAAAGAUCCAAAUAAGUAUGAAGAAUCUAACAAAUACUUAUCGGAUAACAAUGUCCUAGAUGCCCUCCACUGGUCUUAUGCAGCAAAUGGCUACAUGGAUUAUGGGCUUCAUACAGAUUAUGCAGAAUUGAGGAAACUUUCAGAAAGGGCCGACAUGAAAAGAAUUGUUCACGACGAUCCAAAAUUAAAGUUUGUCGACUCCUUUGGCUACGUCAGUUUCUUUCCCCUAUUUCUGCAAAUUAUUGAUCCUUACUCUGCCAAAUUAGGUAAAGUUCUGGACGACCUGCGUCAGCCUGAACUAUUAUGGACCUCCUAUGGCCUGCGUUCCCUGGCAAAAAACUCGCCCUUCUACAGGAAAAGGAACACUGAGCAUGAUCCUCCUUACUGGCGGGGUGCCAUUUGGAUCAACAUGAAUUUUCUGGCAAUUCAAGCAUUACACCAUUAUAGUACCAUAGAUGGGCCCCACAAAGAUUUAGCUCAAGAGAUAUACGUCAACUUGAGAGAAAACGUAGUGAAAAAUAUAAUUCGAGAGUACAAAAGAACUGGGUACCUUUGGGAGCACUAUAAUGAUAAGAAUGGUAAAGGAGAAGGAUGCAGACCAUUUACUGGUUGGUCAGCACUUGUUGUUUUGAUAAUGGGAGAAACAUAUUGAGAAUUAUUCAUUGUUACGUGUUGGUGUAUGAUAAGGUUUCCGAUUUUGGAUCCUGUUUAUGCAUACAUUUUUUAAUUUGAUGAUAUGGGAAGUCAUUUUUGUUUUUCUUUAGUGUUUUAAGAUUUACAACUUUCUGAGGUUUGCCUUGGUAUUUCCAAUUUCUUCAGUCAUACUGUCCAUUCAUGUUGUAAGGUAUUCAUUAAAUAUGAAUGUUUAUUCUUUUAGUAAAGCCCUUCUAUAAUAGUAAAUUCAUUAUCUCCAUUAUACCUGAGAUGUAUACAGAUUAAUGAAGUUUAUUUUUUCAUUGUAUUGGUUCUCUACAUUUGUCGAUGCUAAAUUGAACAAAUUGAAGGAAUAGCAUAACCAGAAAUAUUCAACUUUGGCAUUUUGCUUUGUCCAGUAGGCCAGUGGGAAGGAAGGCAUAUUAUUUAUGAUCCUCUAUGGUAUUAUCCUUGUGAUUUUCCCAGGUUCCUAAACCCCUGGAUUUGUGCCUUUUAAGUCUCACCCUGAAGCUCUUUCAGUAUGUUCCAGAAAUGUACUGCAGUUACAAUACCACGUCAGUUACCUUCACUUCCGUGUGCGCGUCUGUUUGUCUGGCGUUCUUCCUCUGUGGAAAGGGUUUGCUAUCCCAUGGGUGGUAUCUCUAUUAUUUGUGUAUAGUCAUGUAUGUUAGUAGAAACAUACCUAACACUGAAGUGACUGAUACAAUUCGAAGAUGUGUGAUUAGGAAUUCUCUCAUCCUGGACGUUGAUGUGUAAUCAUAAUUGUGUUGAGGUUUUGUGAUUGGGAAACCAUCCUGUAAAUGAUGCCUUCGGCUCCUGUGGCAUUCUUGUAUAUUUUCUAAUUGUCCCUCCAUUUGUCCGGUUGCCAUGGGCAAGUGCUUUACAGAAAUCUUUGCUUUCCUGUUAUCAUGUCAAAUCUUGGCUGUUAUAGUCUGUAUUCUGGUGUCCUGGUAAUGAGUGGGAUCAGGAAGUCAUAAUUUGCAAAGAGUUAGUACUGUGUUUGUUCAUGAAGACACCUUCUUUACCCAUAUCCACGGUUAAACCAUAGAUUUUAAGGGGCAUGGUUUUAUUUAUAUGUUCAUACCAAUUAUUUAUUGCUUGCAUAUCUCCUAAAUUCCUGGGCAGUCUUUUUUUUUUUUAUUUAUUUAUUUAUGAGAACUAGUGCAGUACUUUCUCCAAAGUACCAAGUUGUUUGGUGUAUAUAUUUAUUAGGUCAGAGAGACCUACUAUUAUACAGUUCAUUGUAUUGUAAGAUAUUCUUUGUUUAUUUUUUUAAAAAAAGAAAUCGUGAAACUUGUUAAGCGUGAGUUACUUGGUGCUGUAACUGACCAGGAAGCUACAAGGGUUUGCUUUAAAACAGGGUAUCCCAGUUUGUUCUUGCUGGAUAGCUUAGAGAGUUAUCCUUAUGUGUUUCACUGUUAAAAGAAUUUUGUCUGUGAAUUUAGAAUUCAUUUGAAGUUUUGAAAGUGUCGGAAUUGCCAUCAAAUUCUUCCACUUUGUGUAUUUAAUUUUUGCUCUAGGGAUAAUUGCACAUCAUUUUCUUAACUGCAUUGUUUAUAUUUGAGUGGGAUUUUUAGGUAAAUACCUGCCAUCCAUAUAGAAGUCGUUUGACUAAGUGCUCUGGUUAAACUACCCAAUAGUAAUAAAAUCAUAUAUAAUUACCAUAUGCAUUAGAAUUUAGGAAUUGAUCUUGAAAAUAAGGCUUUGCUAUUUUAUAAGAUCAUGAAAUUUUUAAAGAUUUUUUUUUUGCAGUUUUAGUUUUUUGUUUUUUAUUUAUUUGUUUAUUUUUUAAGAACAAAUCCUUUCACGCUUCACAAUAUAAGGUUCUGAUACUAGAGACAGAUUUGUGUAUAAAGUACGGUACCUGAUGUCUUCUUUUAACAAGUUAUGUGAUAGAUGACUACUGUUGUCUCACUGAGUCAAGAUAUUUGCACUUCACCUGACAUCCAGUUAUUUUAGUAAAGUUUCCAAGAAA